Molecule: messenger RNA, 1345 nt
Organism: Cyprinus carpio (common carp)
Lineage: Eukaryota; Metazoa; Chordata; Actinopteri; Cypriniformes; Cyprinidae
Product: ADP-ribosylation factor-like protein 5A
Biological process (GO): vesicle-mediated transport; intracellular protein transport; protein localization to Golgi membrane
Cellular component (GO): trans-Golgi network; cytoplasm
Molecular function (GO): GTP binding; GTPase activity
Source: RefSeq, a predicted model, not a curated record
GAGUGACUUCCGGUGAGUAUUGCGUGGCUGUAAGCAGCUCUGAUUGAGUUCAGCUUUGUGCAGCAGCAAGACCUCUCUCACUGCCGCAGAACCAAAUGAACGCCCUCGUUUCCCUUACCUCCAGACGUGACAGCACUGACAUUAUGCAGUAUUUAGACAUCACUUCCUCACAAAACAUGGACACCAUUAAGGGGAGAAUGUUAAAGGAGUGAAUAACUGUUACCGACAGCACUAUUUUAUACUGAACCGCAUCGUUAGCUUAGCUGGCUAGCAGAUAGAUUUUUAGUCUCUGCUGCUGGGUGGCGUUGCCCGAGGCCGGACACCAGCGAUGGGAAUCAUUUUCACAAAAUUAUGGAGGCUUUUUAACCACCAAGAGCACAAAGUCAUUAUUGUUGGGCUGGACAAUGCAGGAAAGACCACCAUACUUUAUCAGUUCUCUAUGAAUGAGGUGGUGCACACUUCACCCACCAUAGGCAGCAAUGUGGAAGAGAUUGUGGUCAAUAAUACACAUUUCCUUAUGUGGGACAUUGGAGGACAGGAAUCGCUACGCUCCUCCUGGAACACUUACUACACUAACACAGAGUUUGUGAUUGUGGUCGUGGACAGCACAGACAGGGAGAGAAUCUCCGUGACCAGAGAGGAGCUCUACAGGAUGUUAGCCCAUGAGGAUCUGAAAAAAGCUGGUUUGUUGAUUUUCGCCAACAAGCAAGAUGUGAAGGGUUGUAUGACUGUUGCUGAGAUUUCCCAGAGUCUUCAGCUUACAUCUGUCAAAGACCAUCAGUGGCACAUCCAGGCCUGCUGUGCUCUCACUGGAGAAGGGCUCUGUCAGGGUCUAGAAUGGAUGAUGUCACGGCUGCGAGUAAGAUGACCUCUGACCUCAGAUAGCAGUGUGCUCUCUCUAUCUUUCCAACCGGACGUGGAGGCCGGGUGUCGCUCACUGUGAAGGUGACCCAGCGACGUCACCAGAACUUGUUUGAUUAAUUUAUUACAGAUUAUUGAGACCUGUGAACAAACAAUCUGCAACUAAGUAAAAAAGUCAGGACUUGCGAGACAGCAUAAACUCAGUGUUUUUCUGCGUGAAUGGCUGUUGAAAGAGUAAUGGUGGUUGAACAGACCUUGGAUUAAAAUGUCUCUAGCUGAUCAGAACCCUACCUGGAGUGGCCUCACUGCUUUGCCCAGCUAGCUGACAAGGUGAUGCCCAGUGUGUACAGUCCAGUAUUUUCAUUAACCUUGUGCCUGCACCUGACUCUGUCUCCUCUGGAAUGAGGAGGAGACACAUUACCAUGCAAGAGGAGACUGCACUUAUGUAAAAUACAACUAAAUAAAGUGUUUUUAUCUGUCAUGA